AUGGCCGUAUGGUUGACGGUGGUGAUAGGAGCGGUGCCACUAAUAGGGUGUUUAUUGUGGUGGUGGAACGACAUAUGGUAUGGCUUAGUUAUGACAGCUCUCCGGCCAUCCCAAAGUGGCACCAAGCUGCCACAAGGCUACAUGGGUCUUCCGAUCAUCGGUGAAACGCUCACAUUCCUAUGGUACUUCAAAUUUCUUGGUCGCCCCGAAGACUACAUAAAUUCAAAGCGUCAGAAGUAUGGUGAUGGGAUAGGUAUGUACAAAACACACCUGUUCGGUAGGCCAUCAGUGAUUACAUUUUUACCAACGACCAAUAAAUUCGUACUUCGAGAUACCGAAACCUUCAGCAUUAACCAACCAGAUGCUCUACGUCGAAUCGCCCUUGCUGUGCAACCACGUAUGAUCUCAGCCCUCCAAUCGUGGACCACACGUGGUAAAAUUAAUUCCUUCAAUGAAAUAAUGAAGGUCACUUCUGAGAACAUCGGCAAGUAUUUUGCUAGCUUCGAGCCAGGCCCUAUCCUCGACAAGAUUAACCAACACUUUAAGGAAAUUCUUGAUGGAUUUACGGCUUACCCUUUGAAUAUACCAGGAUUUAAAUUUCAUCGUGCGAUUCAGUCUCGUAGAAAAGCUCAAGCUAUUUUCAAGGAAGAGUUGGAUAGAAGGAGGAGCAACAUAGAUGGAAGUAUCCAACCUAUAAAUGAUUUAAUCGAUGGGUUUAUUACUCUGAAGGAUGAGGAAGGGAACUAUUUAAGUGACACUGAGAUUCUUGAUAACAUUACUAGCAUUGUUCUUGGUGGGUUUGAAUCAGUUGUCAUCGUCACAGUGUGGGCUCUUUGUUAUCUUGCGAAAAACCCCUCUGUUUUACAAAAGCUUCGGGACGAGAACAUGGUUCUGGAAAAGAGUAAGAGCCAAAAACUUGUAACUAGCGAUGAGAUUUUCAAGUUGGUAUACACCAUGAAGGUUGUGGAUGAAACAGUCAGAUUGUCGAAUGUCGCUAACUUUGUUUUACGUACGACAACAGAAGAUGUUGAGUAUAAAGGAUACACUAUACCAAAAGGAUGGAAUAUGAUUGUAUUGCUUAGGAAUGUCCACGUAGAUCCUAAAAACUAUGACGAUCCAUUGUGUUUCAACCCUGAUAGAUGGGAUGGAUCAAUGCUGCCUGAAAACUUCCAAGCAUUUGGCGCUGGUCCAAGAACCUGUGCAGGAAAUAUGCUCGCUCGUUUACAACUGGCCUUGUUUCUACAUCAUAUCUCCACAGGAUACAAAUGGGAAUUAGUGAAUCCAGACGUAAAAGUGAAGUAUCUCCCAAAUCCUAAGCCAGAAGAUGGUCUCGAAAUUACCAUUGCCAGAUUAUGA
Molecule: messenger RNA, 1356 nt
Organism: Lactuca saligna
Lineage: Eukaryota; Viridiplantae; Streptophyta; Magnoliopsida; Asterales; Asteraceae
Source: the annotation of a GenBank genome assembly